AUGCCGGGUGUCAUCAUGGACAAUGCCAGUAUCGUUAGAUCUGAGCAGGGCACAGACGCUAUGAAUGGCAUGUCCACCUCUCCUGGUGACAGCAACCAAGGCGAUUUGGCGGAUAACCAGAUCCCGUCUAACUAUGUUUCGUUCCAGUCAGCCAAUGGAAAAUCAUCGGGCAACCAGUCUUCUGAAAAUAUACAGAAGAAACUCCGCGUUCUAAACUUCGCUCACGCGAAACGAGCUGAAUUUAUUAAGCUCCUCGUUCUCUCUCAAUGGAGCCGACAAGCGGCCGAUGUCAGUAAGCUAAUCGACCUACAAAAUUUCAUUCGCAAUCGUCACCAAUCCUACGUAUCUGCCUUGCAAUGGAUCGGAGACUUGAAACGGAACCUCGUUCAAGCCCAAGUGGCAAAUCCGGAUUUGAAAACGGCAUUGGAAGUCUUGUCCAAAGCCAAAAUCACGUCAAUGCCAGAUUUUGGCUACAAGCCCCCAAGGUCUUUGACCGCUAAGAGCACGCUUAAAAAAUUAAGGAAAAUCGACAGAAUCCUUAGCGCCCGACUGGCAUUACGUGAAAUAAUCCCCCGCUCCUUUCAAACUUAUCAUGUUCAUGAUGGCCGUGUCACAUUCAUUGUAUCCGGCGAGUUCGAGCUCGACCUUUCGAUAGGGGAGGCAAACGAGUCGUCUCAAUUCUACUUUGUUGACAUUCGCUUUCUGUUCCACCCGUCGGCUUCCGUUCCACAGGGUCGAAUGUUCAACGACCUCGAAGUCAAAAUCAACGACACGCUUAAGCAUGGUGGUUUGACUGGUUGCUUUGAUCUGCUGCACAGUCUGGUCCUGACUAACAAGAUCAACAUCCUGUUCAAACAAGCUGUUGAAUUAGCAAGAGGUCUCUGGUCAAAUGUUUUGCGCAUUGAAUUGUUGCACAGAACGCUUGUUGUGCAUUAUUGGGCUCUCAAGCCAGGAACUAAAAGCUGGCUUGAAUUGGGGAUUAAGCGCGGUCGAGGCCAUAGCCAUGGUGUUCCAUAUUUGGGACUGCGCUGGUUACGGGAUGGACAGGAGAUUGAUAGUGCUGGUGUUGGUUUCGACACCGUGAACCUCUCUCUGGAAAGCGUCCUCCGAAGCGUCAUUGCGUUGCACACGUCCCAUAUCUUAUUUGCCGCGCAUAACAUACUGAGCCAAAGUUUUUUGUUUGCAGCUGGGAUACUCAGUUUGCAAACUCAGCUGACUGGAAUUGAGCCUGGGGAUUGUCAACUCGAUGUUCAGCUCACUCCCUCAAGGCAUCUCCGGGUCUCAAUCGAGCCCAUGUCAGGGGCAGUAAUUUUAUCGGCUCGCCCUAGUGCUCUCGAACGACCAGAAGGCGAAAGAGGCACCGAAACGUCCUCGGCCGAUGAUAUCGUUUCCCGUGUGUCUCGACUACGUUGCAUUGCGGCUAUAGAAGAGAUCGAAGCGCAUGUCAAAAUGCUUGGUUUCGAGUCCGUCAACCCGAGGGGGUUAAAAAUUGACGUCCGAAGGGUGUUCCCGGUCAACGUCAUGCGGUUUUCGUUCUUCUCGCACCCAUACUGGGAGCGUAACUGGAUUGUGGCGGCCACAAGUAGCAUGGAUGGCGACAACUGGUGGGUAAUUCAGCUUCCGACACCGACGUUGGCAGACGGGCAUUCAAUACACGCCACUGGCCAGAUUAUUGGCAGUGCACUUUUACCUUUGCAGGAGCACAUCAGCGAUACGUCAUUCGCUGAUAUAGGGCAUUCUCUUUCUGGUAUUCUGGCUAUAUAUGCCAAUGCGCGCCAUAUGGCUGAUUUGCUGUCUUCCCCUUUUCAUCCACCUUUGCACAAAUUGGUGUUAGGGCCAGAUCUUCGAGUUCCAGACCUUUUCAUUCGGUACAACCCGGCGAACCUCCCAAUAACUUCUCAACUAACGUUACCUGGCGGGUCAAAAACAAAGGGCCUGAUUAAAAACACAAUCCGCCUUGCGUUCCGUGGGGUCGAGCCCCGUAGCAAAGUCGCCAUAAUGGUGGCCUACGGCAAUCUACUUAUCCCUGCAAAGGCUUUCAGUUUACUGAGCGCGAAGUGGGAUCGCUCGCUCGCCUUUUCGAGGCGAGACCGUGGCUUUGCUAUUCGUCUUCUUGCUCCGCCUGGUCGUCCUGUGACAAAUAGUCUGAUGGAAAAUCUGCAGCGGCUAGAAUGUGUUCUAUCAGUCCUUGAGACUCUUCAAUGCAAGAAAAUGGAACCACGAUCCUUGUCAUUAUCGCGAGUUGCUUUCGCAUAUGGUCCAGAAGGGAGUCUAUCUUCCCACCUUGAUAUUGAAACUCUACCUCGCAAGGGACUGGAUUCAUCUCAACCGCAUCCCAUGUUUCAUUUGCGCCUGAGCAUAACCUUUGCCUGCUCGAAUCCCCAUCGCCGUAUUCAAGGGCCCCUGACAUCUAUUUUGAAUCAUUCUUCUGCCGACACCAGCCUCGAUGCUGUCACCGAACUUCUCUCACUCACGCUUCCUCUGAUGCAAGCAUUCGAUCAAAUCAUGCUCAAUCAAUCUUACAGAGGGCACCUGAAAAUGCAGGUGAUUGUCCGCAAUGCAAAAACCUUCAUUAUCCACUAUCCGAACCAAAACCUCCGCUUCAGCUUAAGAGCUGGCCAAAUCAAAGAGCAACUGAUCUGGAUUCUUCACUACACGGGCGGCCCGCAGGAUCCCUUGCCCAAAAAUCUACCUGACCCGGAUUUCAAAAGUAGACUAUUCAAUUCCAAGGGAGACGGUUGGAAAGGGCUCGGUAGCGGGGUUGUUGCCGAUGUUGACAAGGUCGGAAAUCUCAUCUUGGAGCUUGACAAGUGUAUUACUAGCGGUCAGAAGGAUGUGGCAUCUCAUCUUGUUACUCAUUCUGGUAGCGAUUCGAUGCAUACUCAGGCAGAUCCCCGUCUGACAGGAAAGGGACCUUCGGCCAGGAUGAGCAACAAGAACGGAUCACCAGAUACCGACUCUGCCCCUAGGUCACUUAAAGAGGAUGUUAUCAUGAUUGAUUAA
Aspergillus affinis is the source of this 3003-nucleotide messenger RNA. RefSeq names its product mediator of RNA polymerase II transcription subunit 14. Gene Ontology annotation, cellular component: core mediator complex; mediator complex. The transcript is spliced from 3 exons. NCBI's taxonomy places the organism in Eukaryota, Fungi, Ascomycota, Eurotiomycetes, Eurotiales, Aspergillaceae. Gene Ontology annotation, biological process: regulation of transcription by RNA polymerase II. Bases 1 to 3003 code for a protein of 1000 amino acids. Gene Ontology annotation, molecular function: transcription coregulator activity. The record is from RefSeq and is a predicted model, not a curated record.